Molecule: messenger RNA, 2153 nt
Organism: Esox lucius (northern pike)
Lineage: Eukaryota; Metazoa; Chordata; Actinopteri; Esociformes; Esocidae
Product: probable carboxypeptidase X1
Exons: 11
Coding region: 112-1716 (534 amino acids)
Biological process (GO): proteolysis
Molecular function (GO): zinc ion binding; metallocarboxypeptidase activity
Source: RefSeq, a predicted model, not a curated record
GGGGACCUUGUUUUGUAAGUCUGUGGGUAUUGGGAGUAGCAGUGUCCCUUCGUGUUGAGUGGGGGACGUUUAAAUGUUCGAUAUUCACCUGGAAAAUCUGAAGGGACAAUAAUGGCACUACCACUACACUUGAGCAUUGUUUUAACGUUUUUGAUAUGUGUAUCAUAUAGCUUCGUUUCGUCAGACAGUGGCACACCUUCAGGUGUGGAUUAUAAUACAACUGAAAGUAUUACUCCGACAAAGAGACGAGACUCUGCAACUAAGCCAAAUAUAACCCCGAGCAAUAACAGCAUCAGUGCACCCGCCGUCAGACUGACAUCUGCAACUACCGAAAAGUUGCGGACAACUAGACCACCUCAAACGAGCACCAACUACAGUUUUAACACUGAAGAUUUGAAUGAAGGCAUUGACAAGAACGUGGAAAAAAGAUUAUGGAAAAAAGAGUUUGAGGAUGAACCACUUGAAUUAGAGUGCCCUCCUCUGGGGCUGGAGUCUCUCAGGGUGAAGGACACGCAGCUGAGAGCCUCGUCCUACAAGCGCCGUGGGCUCGGCCCUCACCGAGGUCGACUCAACAUCCAGUCGGGACUAGAGGACGGAGAUAUAUAUGAUGGGGCCUGGUGUGCCCAAUAUGAGGACAAGAAACAGUGGCUGGAGGUGGACGCCCUGCGACCCACCCGCUUCACCGGGGUCAUCCUCCAGGGGCGCAGUUCCAUCUGGAGCUGGAACUUCGUGGAGACUUUCAAGGUACAGUUCAGUAAUGACACGCUGAUCUGGAAGUCGGCUAUGAACGGAUCUGAAGAGGCGAUUUUCCAGGGGAACCAGGACACUGAAACCCCAGUGUUGGCCCUGUUUAACGAGUCAUCAACCGUGGCACGUUACAUCCGCAUCAAUCCUCAGACCUGGCACGAGAACGGAACCGUCUGUCUGAGAGCCGAAGUCCUGGGCUGUAAACUACCUGAUCCCAACAACAUCUAUGCUUGGCAGCAGACGGAGCAAAGCUCCCACGACAAGUUGGACUUCAGACAUCACAACUAUAAGGAGAUGAGGAAACUCAUGAAGUCAGUGACUGAGGACUGCCCUGACAUUACACGCAUCUACAGCAUCGGGAAAAGCCAUAUGGGCCUGAAGAUGUACGUCAUGGAGAUAUCAGACAACCCUGGAAAGCAUGAGCUGGAGGUCAAGCCAGGCUUUAAGUUGAAUGUUCUACUGGCUAAGACUUUAAGUGGCCCGAGACAUGUUUUUUACAACCUGCCCACUGAGUGGAUGAACAACCGAGAGUCUCUACUGGUCUACAUGGAGCAGGUCCACAGAGGAAUCAAAGGGGUGGUCAGAGACAAAGACACGGAGGCCGGCAUCGCGGACGCUGUGAUCAAAGUGGAUGACAUCGACCACCACGUUAGAUCAGUCGCUGAUGGGGACUACUGGCGCCUGCUAAACCCCGGAGAGUAUGAAGUCACCGCAAGCGCAGAGGGCUACAACCCGUCCACGCGCCAGUGCCAGGUUAUGUAUGACCACUACCCCACCGUGUGUGACUUCCGCCUCACCAAGACCCCCAGACAGAGGCUGAAGGAGAUGCUGGCCAAGGGGAUCAAGCCUCCCAAAGACCUGCAGAUUAGACUGCGGCAGCUGCGUCUGCGAAAGCUGAGAGCAAGCACCAAAACAAUAAACCGCAGGCGUGCGGCUGCUAGCAGGAGGGUACGCAGUCUGGGAUCUUGACCUCGAGUUCUGUCAACCACAACACACAAUGUCUGGAAAAUGCUUUUAUUACAUUGUGAUGAAACUUCCUGGUAUAAGUCAGUGUGUGCGUUUUUUUAGGGCGAGGCUACUAAAGGUCAGAACAAGAAAUGUCAUGGGGACAUUUUCCUGAAUUGCAUUUUCCUUCCGGUAAGGUUUAGUGAUUUAUUGCUGAAAGAAAUAUGCUUUUAUUUACAUAUUAUAAUCCAAUUUUACCAAAUAAAUGCAAGACGAAUUUGGCAUAGACUUUUAAACUUUGAAGCUUGAAGGUUUUUGUUCCAUCUGGCACCAUUUUGACAUUGGUCUUCCUUUAUUGUAGAAUGUCGUACAUUUAUAUGUUAAUACAGAAAACACCACGUAUUUGGUUUAACCAUUUAUUUUAGAACUUAUGUACAGCAAUGUACAUACUAUGUCUUGUU